This is a messenger RNA of Cynara cardunculus var. scolymus (artichoke), 3377 nucleotides long. RefSeq names its product probable sucrose-phosphate synthase 1. The record is from RefSeq and is a predicted model, not a curated record. Gene Ontology annotation, molecular function: sucrose synthase activity; sucrose-phosphate synthase activity. The transcript is spliced from 13 exons. Bases 92 to 3205 code for a protein of 1037 amino acids. Gene Ontology annotation, biological process: sucrose metabolic process. NCBI's taxonomy places the organism in Eukaryota, Viridiplantae, Streptophyta, Magnoliopsida, Asterales, Asteraceae.
CUGUCCCUUUCUCUUUCAUCUUCAAUCUCAUCACGUUGUCACCCAUAAAUCUCUACUCUCUGCAACAAUUCUCACACAAACAAACGGAGCAAUGGCGGGAAACGACUGGAUUAACAGUUACUUAGAGGCAAUUCUGGAUGUAGGACCUGGACUUGACGAUGCUAAGUCGUCGCUGCUCCUCCGUGAGAGGGGCCGUUUCAGUCCCACUCGCUACUUCGUCGAUAACGUUAUCGGUUUUGAUGAAACUGAUCUUCAUCGCUCUUGGGUUAAGGCACAAGCAACGAGGAGUCCUCAAGAGAGGAACACUAGACUUGAGAAUAUGUGUUGGAGGAUUUGGAAUUUGGCUCGCCAGAAAAAGCAGCUUGAGGGUGAGGAAGCUCAAAGAAUGACCAAACGCCGCCUUGAGCGUGAACGGGGUCGCAAAGAAGCUGUGGCUGAUAUGUCAGAAGACUUGUCGGAGGGGGAAAGAGGAGAUACCAUCAGUGAUGUUUCUGUUCAUGGUGAUAGCCACAGAGGUCGUUUGCCCAGGAUUAGCUCUACAGAUGCAAUGGAGGCAUGGGCUAAUCAACAGAAGGGGAAAAAGUUGUACCUUGUACUGAUAAGCCUUCAUGGUCUAAUACGUGGCGAAAAUAUGGAGCUUGGGCGUGAUUCUGACACAGGUGGUCAGGUGAAGUAUGUUGUGGAACUUGCAAGGGCUUUAGCGUCAAUGCCAGGUGUCUACCGAGUUGAUUUACUUACUAGGCAAGUAGCAUCCCCUGAAGUAGACUGGAGUUAUGGUGAACCAACAGAGAUGCUCUCUCCACAUAAUUCCGAUGGUUUGACUGAAGAAAUAGGCGAGAGUAGUGGUGCAUAUAUAAUUCGUAUUCCAUUUGGUCCAAAAGAUAAAUAUAUUCCCAAAGAACUCCUAUGGCCUCAUAUCCCAGAAUUUGUUGAUGGUGCACUUGGCCACAUAAUACAAAUGUCAAAAGUCUUGGGUGAGCAAGUUGGUGGCGGUCACCCAGUGUGGCCAGUAGCUAUCCAUGGUCAUUAUGCAGAUGCUGGUGACUCGGCUGCUCUUCUGUCUGGUGCUCUAAAUGUACCCAUGCUCUUCACUGGUCACUCGCUAGGGCGAGAUAAGUUGGAACAACUUUUAAGGCAAGGCAGAUUAUCUAAAGAAGAAAUCAACGAUACUUACAAAAUAAUGCGUAGGAUAGAGGCUGAGGAGUUGACCCUUGAUGCCUCUGAGGUAGUCAUAACCAGCACCAGACAGGAAAUAGAGGAACAGUGGCGGUUGUACAAUGGUUUUGACCCAGUGUUGGAGCGCAAACUUCGAGCUAGGAUCAGACGUAACGUGAGCUGUUACGGCAGGUUCAUGCCUCGCAUGGUUGUAAUUCCUCCUGGGAUGGAGUUCAAUCAUAUUAUUCCACAUGAUGGUGAUAUGGAUGGUGAAGCAGAAGGAACAGAAGAUCGUCAAGCUUCUCCAGACCCGCCUAUUUGGGCAGAGAUAAUGCGGUUCUUUACCAACCCCCGCAAGCCUAUGAUACUUGCACUUGCUAGGCCAGAUCCUAAAAAGAACCUUACAACUUUGGUCAAAGCAUUUGGGGAGUGUCGUCCAUUACGGGAGCUUGCCAAUCUUACAUUAAUAAUGGGAAACCGAGAUAACAUUGAUGAGAUGUCAAGCACCAGUGCUUCCAUGCUUCUUUCAAUUAUUAAGAUGAUCGAUAAGUAUGAUCUUUAUGGUCAAGUGGCAUAUCCGAAACAUCAUAAGCAGAACGAGGUUCCUGACAUCUACAGUUUAGCAGCAAAGACCAAGGGUGUUUUCAUCAAUCCGGCGUUCAUAGAGCCAUUUGGGCUCACUUUGAUUGAGGCUGCAGCUCAUGGGUUACCGAUGGUUGCCACAAAAAAUGGAGGUCCAGUGGACAUACACCGUGUACUUGACAACGGUUUACUUGUUGAUCCCCAUGAUGAGAAGUCCGUUGCUGAUGCCUUGUUAAAGCUCGUGGCAGAUAAGCAACUUUGGUCAAAAUGCAGGUCAAACGGUUUGAGAAACAUUCACCUAUUCUCGUGGACCGAGCAUUGCAAAACUUAUCUCUCACGGAUAGCAAGUUGCAAACCAAGGCAACCAGGGUGGCUAAAAAACGAUGACGAUGAUGAAAAUUCAGAAUCCGAAUCACCAAGUGAUUCUUUAAGAGAUAUGCAGGAUAUAUCACUGAAUUUGAAGCUCUCCAUGGAUGGUGAUAAAGGAAAUGUUUUUAGCUCGUUUGACUCUGAAGAUCGAAAGAGUAAAUUAGAGAAUGCCGUUAUGUCGUAUUCGAAAGGUGUUGUGAAAGGAGAAAAAUCCGACCAAGCCAAGUUUCCGGCAUUGAGAAGGAGGAAGCAUAUUUUUGUAGUUGCAGUUGAUGCUGAUGAUAUUGGAGGUCUUUUCGAAAACGUUAGGAAGAUAUUUGAGGCCGUAGAUAAGGAGAGGAGCGAAGGUUCCAUAGGAUUUAUAUUGGCGACAUCGUUACAGAUGGCAGAAGUUCAUUCUUUUUUGGUCUCAAAAGGCUUAAAUCCAUCUGAAUUCGAUGCUUUCAUUUGCAACAGUGGGGCUGAUCUCUACUACACGUCUUCCCAUUCCGAAGAUAACCCCUUUGUAUUCGACCUGUAUUACCAUUCACAUAUUGAAUACCGAUGGGGUGGUGAAGGGCUGAGGAAGACUCUAGUCCGAUGGGCGUCUUCUAUUAUCGACAAGAAGGCGCAGAAUAAAAACGAAGAGCAUGUUGUUACAGAAGAUGAAGCAGUUUCAACCAACUAUUGUUAUGCUUUCAAAGUUCACAAUCCAGCACUGGUUCCUCCGGCAAAGGAACUCCGGAAGUUGAUGAGAAUUCAUGCACUCCGUUGUCACGUUAUUUAUUGCCAGAAUGGGAGGAAGAUAAACGUCAUCCCAGUGUUGGCGUCUCGUUCCCAAUCCCUCAGGUACCUAUAUCUCCGAUGGGGUAUGGACUUGUCAAAGGUUGUGGUUUUCAUCGGCGAAAGUGGAGAUACCGAUUACGAAGGGUUUCUUGGUGGUGUUCAUAAGUCUGUUAUACUGAAAGGAGUUAGUAACAACCAACUUCAUGCCAACAGAAUCUACCCACUCUCCGACGUCAUGCCGACAGACAACCCUAACGUUAUUCAGACACCCGAAGCGUUCACCAGCGCUCACAUUCGCACAUCAUUGGCAAAACUCGGAGUUCUCAAAGAAUAAAAACCGUUGCAAUAUUCACAUAUGAAUAGGAAAACUGAGAAAAAGUCGAAUGACCAGGUGAUGUGUUUCCUGUUGUUUUUGUUCAAAUUUUCAAUAUGCUUUAACAUGAACUCCGGUUUAUAAAACUACAAGAAACUUAUAUUGUACAGCGGUCCAAAGGUAGUCGUUUUUU